Molecule: messenger RNA, 363 nt
Organism: Racocetra fulgida
Lineage: Eukaryota; Fungi; Glomeromycota; Glomeromycetes; Diversisporales; Gigasporaceae
Source: the annotation of a GenBank genome assembly
AUGGCAUUAGGAAGCGAUAAAUCGAAUGAAAUUGAAGACAAUUUGAGUGAAUUGACUAAACCUCUCGAAGAGGUUCGAGAAUAUAUAGAAAACUUUACUUGGAAAGAAUAUGCGAGACCUAGAAGUAUUGCAACAGAAACUGUAACAAUUCCUGCAGGAAUUGUUUCAUAUCAGCCGGAGAAAGGUGGUCAUCCUGUACAAAAAGCUGUAAAUGAUAUUUUUAAAAAGAUGGAAGCACCAACUGUAGUAGAAAAUAAUACGGUUUGUUUGCUGGAUGAUUAUACCAUUUGUACAUCUUCAUACAUUAAAUCUAAUUCAGAUGUAUCAUCAGUAGUCGUUUCGUCAGCAUCGGCAGAAUCUUGA